AACUAUUUGUCCCAAAAGCCCAGACCAAGAGAAACCCUAGAACCUGAGACUGAGUCGAUGAUUUCCUCUCACAUCUCCACUAUUGAGCGGAUCCUCUAUCUCCUAGAUCCAUCGUUUCCUCUUCUUCAAUAGAUCAUCGAUCUCCUAGCUAUUCACGAGGAGAAAAGGUUUCUACAAGCAUACAACAAAGAAAGGUAUCUCUAAGUCAAAGCCUUCUUCCCGGAAAGCCCCUCCGAAACACGCAGCCACCCAAGUUUCUGAUGCUAUGCAGCAGGAGAUGUUGAUUUCGCAUGGCUUCUUCGAUGUCAACGGUACCGUUUACUUGAGAUCGUUCUCUUGACUGCACAACUUCGUACACUUCUUCCUCAAAUUCGCUUUUAAUUGUUUUCACUGAGUCAAUGGCGGGUUGUGGUAAAACUCUCGGAUCCCGCGUUGCCAAGAAGGCGACGUCUCGGAGCAGCAAAGCCCAGUUCCCCGUCGGUCGUAUCGCCCGGUUCUUGAAAAACGGCAAGUACGCGUUCGCCGGAGCUCCGGUUUACCUCGCCGCCGUUCUCGCGUACCUCGCUGCGGAGAUUCUGUAUAUAUACACACUUGCCGCGGGAAUCGCUUCUCACCGGAGAGAUACGUAUCGCCGGAACCACCCCGUCGCUUGAUUCUCGAUUCGGCGGAGAGAUACCCUAAUUUCCCUUUUAUUGUUGAACUCAAUCGAAGAUAAGGCAAUGGUGAAAAGCGAAGUGAAGACCGAGAAGCUUGAUGACGACAUCACAAUCAAAGACCAUAAGCACCGUCGUCGCGUGGUUAGCUCCGCCGAGGCCUUAGAUAGAAAGUUCAAGAGAACCGUCCUCUGCGUGGCGAAACCGUCUUACCUUCUGAGUCUGCUUGAGCGAAGUAGUACCCGAUGCAACUACCUCAAACGGUUGCCGAAGAUCCUUAGUGAGCUGCUUCGCCAGAGAAACUGGAGAGAAGCUAGCGGUGUACUUAGCGUCUUGAUGCAAGGGACUAUGGGAGAUGGGUCUCCUUCCAUGAAACGCCUCAAAUACGAGGUUCUUGAAUUGGCUGGAAACGCGGCGAGGGACAACAAGAAGACGAGAUGCCACGUCAUAUCCAGUUGGCUGUGAGGAACGACGAGGAGCUGAGCAAGUUGCUUGGGGAUGUGACGAUUGCUAACGGAUGUGUGAUGCCCAACAUUCACAACCUUCUUCUUCCCAAGAAGGCUGGUGGUGGUGCUUCACCGCGUUCCGGUGACGACAAGUAGAUUCAGUUAUGUGUUUGUGGGGUUUUGACGAGGAGGUUUUAGGUGAAUCUCUGUGUAUGUUUUAGAGUCUUUUGUAAUCCAGUAACAAUAAUAGUGGAGAGAGUGUCAACAAUUCGAAGAACAAGAGUGGAAACAUGAAAUCAUAGAUUUUUUUUAUCUAUUUAUUUUGUCAUUUCUGGUCUGAAUAUUGAAAGUUGAUAUUA
Messenger RNA from Brassica napus (rape), 1458 nucleotides. RefSeq lists its product as uncharacterized. The coding region runs from base 720 to 1118 and encodes 132 amino acids. The transcript is spliced from 3 exons. The record is from RefSeq and is a predicted model, not a curated record. NCBI's taxonomy places the organism in Eukaryota, Viridiplantae, Streptophyta, Magnoliopsida, Brassicales, Brassicaceae.